Molecule: messenger RNA, 1503 nt
Organism: Asparagus officinalis (garden asparagus)
Lineage: Eukaryota; Viridiplantae; Streptophyta; Magnoliopsida; Asparagales; Asparagaceae
Product: epimerase family protein SDR39U1 homolog, chloroplastic
Exons: 13
Coding region: 278-1372 (364 amino acids)
Source: RefSeq, a predicted model, not a curated record
AGUCGUAGAUUCAAGAUUGGGCUGCGUCCGGCUCCAACCGCACAACGGUAGUCAUGUAAAACUCCUCACUUCUGCUGCUCUGGCAUUUUGCGGAGUCCUGGCCUGAGACGAUAAUCAACUUCUGUGACUGCUGUGGCUCUCCAAUGAACACGAUGACCACUUGGUUACUCUCCAAAUCUCUCUCCCUCUCCCCUCGUUUUUUCCCCUUCCCCCCUUCUUGAGACCGUCGCCUCUGCAUCCUCACUCUCGGUCUCAAAACCUCGACCCAAACCCAAUCAUGGAGCCGUGCGGGGCGACGCUCUCUCGACCUCACACCGCAAUUCCCCCCUUCUUCAUCCCUCAGCCCCAUCGCCACAAUCGCAAUUUCAAGAGAUAUCAGGUGGUGUGUGUUGGCAACAGUGUCAGCAACUCGGGUCCUGCAAAACCCACCAAGGAAAGGCAGAUGACUAUCUCAAUAACUGGAGCUACUGGUUUUGUUGGCCGAAGAUUGGUUCAGAGGUUACUCGCAGAUGACCAUAGCGUUCAUGUCUUAACACGAUCCAGAAGCAAUGCACAAUUAGUUUUCCCCGUUGAGAAAUUUUCCAAAAUUACAAUUGCUGAGGAAGUAGAAUGGAAAAAUUGCAUUCAAGGUUCAGACGCCGUUGUGAACUUGGCUGGAAUGCCUAUAAGUACGAGAUGGUCACCUGAGAUUAAAAAGGAGAUUAAACAAAGCCGUAUUAGAGUUACAGCAAAGGUUGUAGAUUUGAUAAACAAAACAAAUGUGGAACUUCGACCUUCGGUCUUGGUUAGUGCAACAGCCAUUGGUUACUAUGGGACAAGUGAAACUCAGGCUUUUGAUGAGACAAGCCCAUCAGGAAAUGACUACUUAGCAGAGGUUUGUAGAGAAUGGGAAGGAAAGGCUCUUGAAGUAGAUAAAGAUGUUAGGUUGGCACUUAUCCGCAUUGGUGUUGUUCUUGGAAAAGAUGGCGGUGCUCUAGCCAAAAUGAUUCCUCUCUUCAUGAUGUUUGCUGGAGGACCUUUGGGCAAUGGCCAACAAUGGUUUUCAUGGAUUCACUUGGACGACUUGGUGAACCUUAUUUAUGAAGCUAUAGUGAACCCAUCAUAUACAGGUGUAAUCAAUGGAACUGCACCCAACCCAGUUCGAUUGUCAGAGAUGUGUGAACAACUAGGUCAAGUAAUGGGCCGGCCAUCUUGGCUCCCAGUACCGGAUUUUGCUCUUAAAGCUGUCAUGGGUGAAGGCGCCACUAUUGUUCUGGAUGGGCAGAAGGUGCUCCCUGUGAAAGCCAAGGAAUUAGGGUUUUCCUUUAAGUAUCCAUUUGUCAGAGACGCGCUCAAGGCCAUCAUUUCUUCGGGGAAUUACAGUUUGCGUUAGAUCAAUUCCAAUUUUUUUUUUUUGCCAGUCAGAUAAGUAAACCUGUAUUUUACUGAUUUCCACAUUUGUAUCUGUAUGAAUAUAUUCUAUUUCCAAUGGAAUUUUGAGGAUUGAUCCACACUUUCUUAUUC